This is a messenger RNA of Puma concolor (puma), 3348 nucleotides long. RefSeq names its product eukaryotic translation initiation factor 2 alpha kinase 3 (gene EIF2AK3). The record is from RefSeq and is a predicted model, not a curated record. Gene Ontology annotation, molecular function: protein binding; eukaryotic translation initiation factor 2alpha kinase activity; ATP binding. Gene Ontology annotation, cellular component: nucleus; cytoplasm. NCBI's taxonomy places the organism in Eukaryota, Metazoa, Chordata, Mammalia, Carnivora, Felidae. Gene Ontology annotation, biological process: eiF2alpha phosphorylation in response to endoplasmic reticulum stress.
AUGGAGCGCGCCACCCGCCCGGGGCCGCUCGUGCGGGCGCUGCUGCUGCUGCUGCAGCUGCUGCUGGGGCUCGCGGCUGGCACGGUGGCCGCAGGGCGCGCCCCCGACCUCCCCGCGCCGAAGGUGGAGGCGGCGUUCGGCCUGGGCGCCGCGGCCGCUCCCACUUCAGCAGCGCGGGUGCCGGCUGCGGGGGCCGUGGCUGCGGCCGAGGUGACGGUGGAGGACGCCGAAGCAGUGCCGGCGGCCGCGGUCGAGCAGGAGCCGCGGGAGCCGGAGCCCGACGACGAGGCCGAGCUACAGCCGCGAGGCAGAUCAUUAGUGAUUAUCAGCACUUUAGAUGGGCGAAUUGCUGCCUUGGAUCCUGAGAAUCGUGGUAAAAAACAGUGGGAUUUGGAUGUGGGAUCCGGCUCCUUGGUUUCAUCCAGCCUCAGCAAACCAGAGGUAUUUGGGAAUAAGAUGAUCAUUCCUUCCCUGGAUGGAGACCUCUUUCAGUGGGACCGGGACCGUGAGAGCAUGGAAACUGUUCCUUUUACAGUUGAAUCGCUUCUUGAAUCUUCUUAUAAAUUUGGAGACGAUGUUGUUUUGGUUGGAGGAAAGUCUCUCACUACCUACGGACUCAGUGCAUAUAGUGGAAAGGUGAGGUAUAUCUGCUCAGCUUUGGGUUGUCGCCAGUGGGAUAAUGAUGAAAUGGAACAAGAAGACAUCCUGCUUCUGCAGCGCUCCCAGAAAACUGUUAGAGCUGUUGGACCUCGCAGUGGCAAUGAGAAGUGGAAUUUCAGUGUUGGCCACUUUGAACUUCGGUAUAUUCCAGACAUGGAAACUAGAGCCGGAUUUAUUGAAAGCACCUUAAAGCCCAGUGGGAACAAAGAAGGGUCUAAAAUUAUUUCAGAUGUGGAAGAACAGGAAGCUGCCAUGAUGGACACAGUGAUAAAGGUGUCGGUUGCAGACUGGAAGGUUAUGGCGUUUAAUAAGAAGGGAGGACAUCUGGAAUGGGAAUACCAGUUUUGUACUCCCAUUGCAUCUGCCUGGUUGGUUAAGGACGGAAAAGUCAUUCCCAUCAGUCUUUUUGAUGAUACAAGUUAUGCAUCUAAUGAUGAGGUUUUAGAAGAUGAAGAAGACAUUGUAGAAGCUGCUCGAGGAGCCACAGAAAACAGCGUUUACUUGGGAAUGUACAGAGGUCAGCUGUAUCUGCAGUCAUCAGUCAGAAUUUCAGAAAAGUUUCCUACAAGUCCCAAGGCCUUGGAAUCUGUCAAUAAUGAAUAUGCAAUUGUUCCUUUGCCAACAAUCAAAUGGAAGCCCUUAAUUCAUUCCCCGUCCAGAACUCCUGUCUUGGUAGGGUCUGAUGAAUUCGACAAAUGUCUUAGCAACGAUAAGUUUUCUCAUGAAGAGUACAGCAACGGUGCGCUUUCAAUCUUGCAAUACCCAUAUGAUAAUGGUUAUUACCUACCAUACUACAAGAGGGAGAGGAGCAAACGGAGCACACAGAUCACAGUCCGAUUUCUCGAUAACCCAAAUUACAACAAGAACAUUCGCAAAAAGGAUCCCGUUCUCCUCUUACACUGGUGGAAAGAGAUAGUCGGAACUAUUCUAUUUUGUAUCAUAGCAACAACUUUCAUCGUGCGUAGGCUUUUCCAUCCUCAUCCUCACAGACAAAGGAAGGAAUCGGAAACUCAGUGUCAGACUGAAAGUAAAUAUGAUUCUGUAAGUGGAGACGCCAAGGACAGUAGCUGGAAUGACAUAAAAAAUUCUGGGUAUAUAUCGCGAUAUCUAACAGAUUUUGAGCCGGUUCAGUGCCUGGGACGCGGUGGGUUUGGAGUUGUCUUUGAAGCCAGAAAUAAAGUUGAUGACUGCAAUUAUGCUAUCAAGAGAAUCCGUCUCCCCAACAGGGAAUUGGCUCGGGAAAAGGUAAUGCGAGAAGUUAAAGCCUUAGCCAAGCUUGACCAUCCAGGAAUUGUGAGAUAUUUCAAUGCUUGGUUGGAGGCACCACCAGAGAAGUGGCAAGAAAAAAUGGAUGAAAUCUGGCUGAAAGAUGAAAGCACAGACUGGCCACUCAGCUCUCCUAGUCCAGUGGAUGGACCAUCCGUUAAAAUACGCAGAAUGGACCCUUUCUCUACAAAGGAACAUAUUGAGAUCAUAGCUCCUUCUUCACAAAGGAGGUCUUUUUCAGUAGGGAUUUCCUGUGGCCAGACAAGUUCAUCCGAGAGCCAGUUCUCUCCACUGGAAUUAUCAGGAACAAACCACGGAGAUACCAGUGAAUCAGUGGAUGCAGCCUACAACCUCCAGGACAGUUGCCUUACAGAGUGUGAUAUGGAAGACGGUACCAUGGACGGCAAUGAGGAGGGGCACUCCUUUGAACUUUGUCCUUCUGAAGCUUCUCUUUAUGGAAGGUCAAGGGAGCGAACAUCCUCUUCUAUAGUGUUUGAAGAUUCUGGCUGCGAUAAUGCAUCCAGGAAAGAAGAGCACAAAACUGACCGCCUGCAUAUUGGCAACCAUUGUGCUAAUAAACUGACUCCUUUCAAGCAUUCCAGUAGCAAAUCUUCUUCCGAACCUACCUUCUCUAUUUCUCCUCCAAGACCGACCACUUUGAGUUUAGAUCUCACUAAAAACACUGCAGAAAAGCUCCAGCCCAGUUCACCGAAGGUAUAUCUUUACAUUCAGAUGCAGCUGUGCAGAAAGGAAAACCUCAAAGACUGGAUGAACAGUCGGUGCACCAUAGAGGAGAGAGAGAGGAGCAUGUGUCUGCACAUCUUCCUGCAGAUCGCAGAGGCUGUAGAGUUUCUGCACAGUAAAGGGCUCAUGCACAGGGACCUCAAGCCUUCCAACAUAUUCUUUACAGUGGACGAUGUGGUCAAGGUCGGGGACUUUGGACUAGUGACUGCAAUGGACCAGGAUGAGGAAGAGCAGAUGGUUCUGACCCCAAUGCCAGCGUGUGCCAGACACACAGGACAAGUAGGGACCAAACUGUAUAUGAGCCCAGAGCAGAUUCAUGGAAGCAACUACUCUCAUAAAGUGGACAUCUUUUCUUUAGGCCUCAUUCUGUUUGAACUGCUGUACCCAUUCAGCACUCAGAUGGAGAGAGUCAGGAUCUUAACUGAUGUAAGAAAUCUCAAAUUUCCACCACUGUUUACUCAGAAAUAUCCUCGUGAGUAUGUGAUGGUUCAAGACAUGCUCUCUCCAUCCCCCAUGGAACGGCCUGAAGCUACGAACAUUAUUGAAAAUGCUGUAUUUGAAGACUUGGAAUUUCUAGGAAAAACUGUACUCAGACAGAGGUCUCGUUCCAUGAGUUCAUCAGGAACAAAACAUUCAAGACACUGCAGCAGCUCCUGGAGCCCUUUGCCAAGCACUUAG